AAACCAGCUUUGCUGAGCCCCUGGGGUGGCCAAGUGCGGGGGGGACGCCUCGGCCCCGAGCGCAGCCUGUCCCCGACUCUCCCGGGAGGGGCUCCGCCGCCGGGUGCAGGCGGGUUUGCGGGUCCCCUCGCCCGGGACCUGUGCGUCCCCCACCCCGGCUGCGGCUCCCCAGGGUGGCGCUCGGAGCCACCCGCGCCCUCCGCCGACUGUGACGCUUUAACUACUUUUAACUCCGUAUCUGUGCGUUUCUCAUCCAGGCUGAGCUAGGAUCCCGGGGCCCUCGGACUCCGAGCUGGGUGCCCUCGUUCUGCUUUGGGCCACGUCGUGUUUUCUCCUGUCGUCCCCAAACAGGAAGUUCUUCUCCCCAAAGACGACGUGGGCCCGGCCGGGGUGUUGACGCUCAGGGCUGGCGGAGGGCAGCAGGCCCCGGCUGAGCGGGGUCCCUCUCCGCGCCCCCCCCCCGCCCCGCACCCAGUAGGGGGCACUGGAGCGAGCGGGGGGCUGGGCUUCCCGCGCCCCUCCUCCCACCUCUUUCCAACUCGGGGUCGGGGGAGGCUCCCGAGACAGAUGUGACCCCGGCCUUACUGACUCUUGGCGGUCGGUUAUUCUUUUGCCUGGAAAAACUGUAGUUUUUCAUCAUAACUGUGAUUUCUGGACUUUUGAACUGAACGGAAGAGUUCUCAUUUUCAGCCGGGGGUGGAGUGUUGAUUUGCAACGUUAAUCGUACUAUACAUAACAAACGGGUUUUUACUAAAGGAUGCCAACGUGAUAACUGACAUUUAACUCAGUUUUAAAUCACCUUCGUCUCUGUGAUCUGGUUUGACUCCACUAAGCAUUGGGAGGUAGGAACCAGUCAUAGGGCGAUUUUACUAGUGUUAACUGGCCCUCAGGUUAAAUUCCUUCCCCAGGUUAGAAAGAACGUGGGAUCUGGUUCUCUGAUGAAAAAUGAAAUACCGCCACUGUUCCUAAUCUCAGGUGACCGUGAGUCUUUGCACACCUUCUACACGGUCUGAGAACAACGCUUGGAGGGUAGGUCGUAUGUGUAUCCACACUAUAAAGAUGACAAAAAUGAGGCAUGACCUGCUCAUGGGUAAUUUUGUUCCACGUUACCCUGGGCUUUUGAGGCAGAACCAGCGCCUCCAUGGCUGUGAUUCUUAAAUGUCACACCACAGUAGAGGUUGAAUCCUCAAUUUGAUGUGGAACAGAGGUAUUUGUUGUUCACCCGUAGAAAGGGAGUAACAGAGCGUGAGUUGCACUGUUCUGGACCCCGGGGAGGUAGCAGGGAGCCAAGUCCUUGCCCUCUGGUAUUUUGCGUUCUCUUGGGGAGAUGACAGUAAACUAACAAGAGGACCCAGAGCCCUGGGUAGCAGCAGGAGCUGUGGAGACAGGUGAGGUGGGGAGGCUAGGGCAGUCUCCUCUCAGGCUGGCCGUGGAGCCGAGAGCUGAAGGAAACAGGGCUGGUGCCAGCGGGAAGCUUCCCAGACGAGCUGAGUGGACCCCACAAGUUGAGUGGAAGCAGGGACUGCAACCUCGGGGGAACUGACCCCUGUCUGUGGUGGGGACUGUUGUGUGCAUCAUAGGAUGUGCUUUACUCACGGGAUGUUAGUAGAAAUCCCCCGGUCACAGGUGUCUCCAGACGUUGCCAAGUGUCUGCUGGGAGACACAGCUCCCCAGUUAGGAGCGGCUGGGGUGCAGCACGAGCGUAAGGACCAGAGGCCCGGACUCGUCAGGGGCUCAGCCACAGGCCACAAGCCAGGCCUCCUAGGACCUCGCGGGCUGCCGUGUGGGUUCCAGCUGAGGACGGACAUGAUCUGGCACAGCUUUGGGAAGGAUUGCUCUCGCAGGGUCCCAUUCUCUGCGCUACCUCUUCAUGGGUGCCUCGGUGCCGGACCUUGGGCUGCCCCUCUUUGAGGCCUUGGGCUACGUGGACGACCAGCUAUUUGUGUCCUACAGUCACGAGAGUCGCCGUGCAGAGCCCCGCGCCCAGUGGGUCCGAGGUGGGGCCGCCAGCCAGCUGUGGCUGCAGCUGAGUCAGAGCCUGAAAGGGUGGGAUCACAUGUUCAUCGUCGACUUCUGGACCAUCAUGGACAAUCACAACCAUAGCAAGGUAACGAAGCUCGGGGUGUUGUCAGAGUCCCACACCCUGCAAGUGAUCCUGGGUUGUGAGGUGCAAGAGGACAACAGCACCAGGGGGUUCUGGAAGUAUGGGUACGACGGGCAGAAUCAUCUGGAAUUCUGCCCCGAGACGCUGGACUGGAGAGCAGCAGAGCCCAAGGCCCAGGCCACCAAGCUGGAGUGGGAAGUGAACAAGAUUCGGGCCAAACAGAACAGGGCCUACCUCGAGAGGGACUGCCCCGAGCAGCUGCAGCGCUUGCUGGAGCUGGGGAGAGGGGCCCUGGACCGGCAAGUGCCUCCUUUGGUGAAGGUGACUCAUCACGUGGCCUCGGCGGUGAGCACCCUACGGUGUCAGGCUCUGAACUUCUACCCCCAGAACAUUACCAUGAAGUGGCUGAAGGACAGGCAGCCUCUGGAUGCCAAGGACGUUGAGCUGAAGGACGUUUUGCCCAACGGGGAUGGGACCUACCAGGGCUGGGUGGCGGUGGCCGUGCCCCCUGGGGAAGAGCGGAGAUACACCUGCCAGGUGGAGCACCCAGGCCUGGAUCAGCCCCUCACUGCCACCUGGGAAGCCCCGGUGCCUGGCACCCUGCUCACUGGAGUCAUCAGUGGGAUCGCUGUCUGCGUCAUCCUGUUUUUUAUUGGAAUUCUGUUCAGAAUCUUAAGGAAAAGGCAGGCUUCGAGAGGAGCCUUGGGGGACUACGUCUUGGCUGAAUGUAAGUGACAGACAGCCUGCAGACCCCUUGUGGGGAGGAGACGUGGAGACUCAAAAGACAGGGCGCCCCUGUGGCCUUCAUCGUGUUCCAGGGCAGAAUUGGACUGAACGAACAUGAACUGCCCCAGGAACUCUCUGCUUGUGGCCUGCCAUGUUCAUUUUUGAGAAGUUUCUCCCAUUUCGGUUUUUGAGUUCCUAUGUGCCAAUGAGCCACAGCGCCAGCCUCUGGGCAGAACCAGCUGCCUUGAAUCUCAAGCUGCCUCUAGAGACUGCCUUCAUUUCUGCAUCACUUCCAACUCCGUAUGCCCAUGUCAUCUCAUCUCCUACCUCUGGAAUAACGCUCCUGAAAUUUGGGAGACUCACGGUUCCUUUCAACAUCUGAGAAAAACAAUGAGCUUUCUCCUCGGGACAUAACACUCUCAUGCCCUUACCAGAAUUUUGCACACACAUCCAGGCAUUUCCUAGGCCCAUCCAAUUUCCUUUUGAUCCUCUCUCUCUCUGCUACCCAGUGAUUCACCUGUCACCAAGCCCUGUGGUCUCUUCCAUCAGAGGGUGAAGUGGGUCAUUGUACAGUGGUGAAGGCCGUGCACUGUACAACCCAUGGAGGUACCCUCAGAAGAGCCAUUGUGGAUGCCUGUGUUUAUUCAUGAUAGUUUUCCAGAAAGUGGGCCCGAAAUGUCUUGAGGAGGGGUAUGCUUUUCUAACUGGCAGCAAGGUGACACAUAGGUUUCCCCAGAGUCACGAUUUACACGAAUGCAUUCACAGUGCCUCUCUGGUGUGCCAGGCUUGACGUAACGCAGUCAUUUCCUACUUGGAUUCUGCUAAUGAAAUGAUAAUGAAAGUGAUCCUAAGGAUGAUGACGGUGAUGAUAAGGUGGCUGACGCUUAUAAAAAAAAAAAAAGCACUUGCUGCCAGACUGAGUUCUGAGCACCUGCUUACAUUAUGAUUCUUACCAUAAUUCUCUGAUAUAAGUACUAUUAUCCUCAUGGGUUUUUUAGGUGAACAAAAUGAAGUAGAGAGUAUCUCACAGCCUUCCAGGGCUAGAGACAGGUUUCAGCUCAGUCAGUCUGACUCUGAUCCAUCUCACACACCGCGGCAUUAGAUGCUUUAGAUGUGUCAGGAAAUGGGGGGAUGAGGGAGGUGGGCACGGCUCUUCUGUGGCCCCAGUGUCUUCAUUCUCAGCGAGCUUGACCAAAACGAAGGGAAAACAGCAGAAAAUAACCUCAGCCAUUUCCUUUCGAAGUUUCUGUGGACAGAAAUCCAGCGUGUGGCCGGCUUACUCUGUUGCCACCCCCGGUCCGCUCUGUCUGGCGCAUCUCUCGGGCCCCCAGGUCCGGACAGGGAUCGGCGGUGUCCCUCAGUGGAUGUGUUGGACCCCACAGUGUUUUCGCUCCACCCGCACCUCCAGAGUCAGAACCCUGGUGGCAUUUCCUUCCGGGAACGGGAGCGACCGUCUGUCCUAUUAAAGACGGUAAAACGGAUGCCACCGAGAGGCCUAGGGGUACCCUGGCGCAUUCCCGGGGCUCCUGGGAGUCUGGUUCUCUUCCCCAACUGUGCACAUUAAGAAAAGAAACUCAUCUCACCAGACUGCUCAGGAAUUACUGCAUUCUGGGAAAGUAAUUAAUCUGACCAUGUUCAAAAGAAUACUAACACACACCCAGAUGGCCGGUGUUUCCUUUUGUUGCUAUGUACAUUUGGCUGCAUAACUGACAACAAGGCAUUCUGUCUCCCAGGGCAGGUGCCUCAGAAGACCAAAUAAAGCUCAACGGUUUGUUUGGUAGUUAUUUAAUUUGGGCAAAGAGAUCUCGACAAUUUUUUUUAAACUUUUCUUUUUUUUUCUGGUUACGAAAGUUAGGUGGAUAAAAGUACAUGUAAUUUGUGCUUAUUGUCAAAAAGUUGAAAAUGAGUUAAAUUGAAACUAUCAUUCCAUUAGCUAGUGAUAAACCCUAUGAAUGAUCUGUGUAUUUCCUCUCAGUAUUGCUAUAUUAAAAUAUAUAAAAUCAACAAAUAAACUUUAAUAAGCA
Molecule: messenger RNA, 4854 nt
Organism: Callorhinus ursinus (northern fur seal)
Lineage: Eukaryota; Metazoa; Chordata; Mammalia; Carnivora; Otariidae
Gene: HFE
Product: homeostatic iron regulator
Biological process (GO): response to iron ion starvation; regulation of iron ion transport
Cellular component (GO): external side of plasma membrane
Molecular function (GO): transferrin receptor binding
Source: RefSeq, a predicted model, not a curated record